GAUAGGACGUUGAAGUGCGUGCGCGCUACGGAUGGCCCGUUGGGACAAAGUAGUGGCGCUCGGUCUUUUCCUGGAGCUGAGCUCGGAAGGAGGCAGAGAUGCCUCGCUAUGCGCAGCUGGUUAUGGGUCCUGCGGGGAGUGGGAAGAGCACUUACUGUUCCACCAUGGUCCAGCACUGCGAAGAACUGAAUCGCUCGGUCCAGGUAGUGAACCUUGAUCCCGCUGCGGAACACUUUGACUAUGAUGUCAUGGCAGAUAUCCGGGAAUUAAUUGAAGUGGACGAUGUCAUGGAAGAUGAUUCUCUAAGAUUUGGCCCCAAUGGUGGCUUAGUAUUUUGCAUGGAAUACUUUGCAAGCAACUUUGACUGGCUGGAAGGAUGUCUUGGCCAUGUGGAAGACGAUUAUAUACUCUUUGAUUGCCCAGGUCAGAUUGAGCUCUACACGCACCUGCCAGUGAUGAAGCAACUUGUCGAACAGCUUCAGCAGUGGGAGUUCCGCGUCUGUGGCGUUUUUCUCGUUGAUUCUCAGUUUAUGGUAGAAUCCUUUAAGUUUAUUUCCGGAGCCAUGGCUGCCCUGAGUGCAAUGAUAUCGUUAGAGAUUCCCCAAGUCAAUGUCAUGACAAAGAUGGACUUGCUGAGCAAGAAGGCCAAAGCAGAAAUUGAAAAGUAUCUGGACCCUGACAUGUAUUCUACACUGGAAGAUUCUACAGAUUUGUUCAAAAGCAAACGGUUUAAGAAGCUAACUCAGGCUAUCUGUGGUUUGAUUGACGACUACAGCAUGGUCCGUUUUUUGCCAUUUGAUCGCUCCGAUGAGGAAAGCAUUAAUAUUGUACUGCAGCACAUAGACUUCUCCAUUCAAUAUGGGGAGGAUCUGGAGUUCAAAGAGCCAAAGGAAAAUGAGGAAGAUAAAUCAUCUGCUUUUGAUGAAUACUUCCAAGAUCAAGUGGACGAAUGAAGAUUUAAGGAUUUGUUUUGUAAAAAGAAAAAGGACUCUUCAGAUAUUUUCUAUGAAUUGUAUUUUGAAAACCACAAACUGCUUGAUAAAUCCUGGGCAGCAAUUGAAGUAGGGGCAUUUCCCCCCACUGCAAAGUGUUUUAAUAUGUGUAUGUGUGUGUAAUACAUUAAGUGUAUAUAAUGCCACUUCACACAGUUGUAUUAUUUGUAGAAAUUACUAGGCAAAGAAGGGGCAUCAUGAGAAAUAAAUUAUUGACACUCUGCAUUUCAUGUUUGCUUUCUGAGCUACAAAAAAGAUGGAGCAUUUUCAUUUUAGCCUUGUAACCAUUGAUGGUGGUAUUUACUUAAGCAACCGGAGCAAAUAUGUACAAAUAAAUUGGGAGUGUGUUUAAUCUGAACUGAACUGCGGUGUUGUGGUCCUGCUGC
Molecule: messenger RNA, 1378 nt
Organism: Zootoca vivipara (common lizard)
Lineage: Eukaryota; Metazoa; Chordata; Lepidosauria; Squamata; Lacertidae
Gene: GPN3
Product: GPN-loop GTPase 3
Molecular function (GO): GTPase activity
Source: RefSeq, a predicted model, not a curated record